Molecule: messenger RNA, 937 nt
Organism: Betta splendens (Siamese fighting fish)
Lineage: Eukaryota; Metazoa; Chordata; Actinopteri; Anabantiformes; Osphronemidae
Gene: exosc5
Product: exosome component 5
Exons: 6
Coding region: 90-749 (219 amino acids)
Biological process (GO): poly(A)-dependent snoRNA 3'-end processing; U4 snRNA 3'-end processing; rRNA catabolic process
Cellular component (GO): nucleolus; nuclear exosome (RNase complex); cytoplasmic exosome (RNase complex)
Source: RefSeq, a predicted model, not a curated record
UGUGUCGUCAUCAGUACGAGCCCCGAGUGGCAAAACACGUGACGUCAUUCACACGCGACUCUUGAAGUCAGCCCCGCUGUAGAAGCACGAUGGAAGUGUGUCGCUCCUCGGCUGUAAGUUUGAGAGAGUUUGGCUGUGAGCAGAGUUUGCUGUCUCGACCUGACGGUUCCGCGUCUUUCGUCCAAGGAGACACAAGUGUGUUGGCUGGAGUGUAUGGACCCGCUGAAGUCAAAGUCAGCAAGGAGAUUUAUGACCGGGCAACAGUGGAGGUGCUGAUUCAGCCCAAAGUUGGACUGCCCAGUGUACGGGAGCGUUCACAAGAGCAGUGUGUGCGAGAAACGUGUGAGGCAUCUCUGCUGCUGUCGCUCCAUCCUCGCUCCUCCCUCACUCUUGUUCUUCAAGUGCUGCACGAUGACGGCUCCCUCUUGUCCUGCUCCUUGAAUUCUGCCUGCAUGGCCCUUAUGGACGCAGGUUUACCAAUGAGCUGCUUGUUUUGUGGAGUCACUUGUGCCAUUGACUACGAUGGGAAAAUCAUCACAGAUCCCAGUGCAGCUCAAGAAAAGGGGAGUCGAGCUCUGAUGACCUUCGCUAUUGACAGUACAGAACGUAGGGUGUUGAUGUCAUCGACCAAAGGCUCAUUUUCCGUUCAUGAACUGCAGCAGUGUAUAGCCGUCAGCCAGAAAGCAUCGGAGAAGAUCUUUCAGUUCUACAGAGACUCCAUCAGCCGGCGAUAUUCCAAAAACCUCUGAUGUUUUUUUUCAUGUCAUUCUUUAAAUGGUGCAUACUAAUAUUGAUAUUGUUGUAAUGAGAUAUUUAGCAGUUACUUUCAGCUUCCUGGGUUUCAGGUCAGUUAAAGUCUGUGAUUUCAGGGGCCGGGAGGGUUUUGUAUUAAAUGGAUCAAAAUAAAAUGAGACGAGCUGAAUAUUACAUAAGCGCA